CUUGUUUCAUUCCAUUAUGUUAUCGACAACUCAACUAUUUGUUUUGAUUUGUUUAUUAAAAAAAUAAAGGGUGUCGUUUUUUUCCAUCUACAUGAUUUGUCCAAUUUUGGAAAGAAAAUAAUCUAGAUUAAUGGCUCCGCAACCUGUAGUAACUGGUCUUUCACCGAAAGAGGGACCUCCUGGAACUCGUGUUAUAAUACGUGGUGAAUUUUUAGGUUUAAAACCUACAGAUUUAAUAGGUUUGAAAAUAUGUGGUUUCGAUUGUCUACUUUCGGCCGAAUGGGUGUCACCCAAUAAAAUCAUAGCCCGUUCAGGACCGGCAAAGGGAAUUGGUGAUAUUAUUGUUACCACCAGAAGUGGUGGUGAGGGUACCUCGUCGGUACAAUUUAGAGCUAUAGGUAAUCAUGAAAUUAUUGGUCCCUUAAAAGAGUCUGCUGUGUGGAUAGAUGAAGCUCCCUCACAAAAUUUCGCCUGGGGUAGACGUACCCUAGUGCAGUCCGUGCUUACACAGGAGGAUCCCUUGGGAUUAUCAACCGAGGGCAAUGAGCAGAAAAAUGUAGAAAAUCUAAGAGAACUAUUUCCAAAUAAUAGUGGCGACUUGUUGCAGGAGAAUUUCUCUCCGGCCUUGUUUUUAUUGGAAAAACAUUCGGCUACUACGUUUGCGGAUUUGAAAGCUGGUCUUAAUUAUCUAAAUCGUAAAGUAGAAUCACAGAAAGAGGGCCAACUUUCUUUUUUGAAAUCGAAUGCGGGUUCUGUUAUUGAUCAGCUGGAUACUUUGAUGAAUAUUCGCGAUAAGCUGAUCUUCCGUAAAGUAAUGGAAGAAGUCGAUCAACGUAUUUUACAAAUUCGAAAACAAUUACACGAAAAAGUUGUAAAAAUGCCCCAAAGCGUUGAACAACAACGUAAACUUAUCAAAGCUCUAAUAAGUUUAGAAGUACAACAGUCCGGGACUAGCUUAAAUGACAAGCUACGCAAUACUGACCCAGCCUGGGAUGCCAUUGAUGCAAGAUCAAAAUAUUUGGAACAAACAUUUAAGCAAACAUUUGAACAAUAUGCCAGCAAAGAUGCUCAAGGAGCAGAGAAAAGUAAAAAUCGUGAUAUAUCUCAGACACCUAAUCGAGUACUGUUCUGUGAAGAGAUCUGUGAAAUAGCAGCAUCACAAUUACCAGACUUGUGGCGUUUGGGUCAGAUGUACUUUACGGGAGAACUGAGAGGUCCCAAUGAUCCCAGACCAGGAGAUUUCAAGCGCAUGAUUUUAACUGCCAUUGAAAAAUUCUGUAUUUAUCUAAAAGUGGCUAUGUGUACCACAGAUUCUGAGGCACGUACUCUAAGGCAAUCAGUAGGUCUUAUAUGGCCUAUAAAUCAUGGUUCUCAUGAUGUUUUUAAAUCUUGGCUACCGCAAUGUUUACGUUAUACUCGCAUAACUUAUGCCACUUUAAUUAGUUUGGAUUUACCUUCGUCUGCUUUGGAUAUUGUGCAAAAAUUCAUUGAUGCAACACGUUUGCAUUGUUUCUCCAACAUUUUCGAAAAGGCUACACAAAAUUGUAAUAAACUUACAGAAUUAGAAACCUGGGAAAUGGGGGUGGAAGAUUUUCCAGGUGCUACUCUACUACCACAACGUUUGGAGGAAUUGUUAAUUGAAACUUUGGAGGAGGCUCAGCAGUCCUGUAUUAAUCCGGAAAUGAGAGAAGGAAAUCUAUUGGAGUCAGAAUCCGAUGGUCAGCGUGAGGUUUCUUUGCGCUUGCAGCAGUUACUUUUAUGUUUUUGUAAUGUUAUACAAGAGUUGGCUUUUCAUUCCCAUAAAGAGGAAACACCAACCCACAAUGUUUCCCAAUUACUAGGCUAUCCCAAUAAUCAAUCCAGUGGCCCGGCUUCUGGUAGAUUUACCAGUUUAUCAACUACCACAGCCAUUACUUGGGAGCAGCGCAUGUUAUGCUGUUUGGCAAAUUGUGCCUAUUGCAAUAAAAGCUUUUUCCAUAAAGUGGGCAGCCUAUUUGAAAAAUACGGUUAUCCUUUACCCUCUUUAGCUAUUGAAACGGCUCGUUAUUCGGUUAACAAAUUAUUUUCCAACAUCUUGGAUGCCUAUGUAGAGCAUAAAGGUGAUCCUUUGGUGGGUACAAUUGAACCCUCCAUGUAUCUGGGUGCCUUUCAAUGGGACAUUGAAAUGUCAAUUGGCCAGUUACGCCCUUACGCCCAUGAAUGUUGUGAUAAUUUAGUGGGUGUUUAUUCGGAAAUUUUCACCAUAUCUCCAGCUUUAUUAAGACCCAUACUUGAGCCUAUUGUAUUGACUAUAUCCGAAGAGUUGGCACGUUUAAUGAGUUGUGUACCCCAGUUCAGUUAUACCGGAGCCAUACAAGCCAGUGUUGAUAUACGUUUGUUAAGAGAUGCUCUUAAAUUGUAUACAAAUGAAACAGGAAGAAACUAUUUCCUAGAGGCUUUAGAAGCCAUCAAUCCUCCUUUAGAUGUAGAUCAACAAAAACAUGCUGACGAAAUAUUGGAACGUGUUAAAGAACGCAUGAAACUGCAAUUAAUGUGUUUUUCCGUUAAAGAACCUUAGAAAGUGACGUAAAAUUAUUUAUUUAUAAAAAUAUUAUUGAUGGUAUUAAAGUUUUAAAUAAUAUGCUUAUUUAUGAAUAAAUAUUCGCGAAAAUUAAUAAAUUUUUAAACUUUAUUACAUUCCAAACUUGAA
Lucilia cuprina (Australian sheep blowfly) is the source of this 2689-nucleotide messenger RNA. It is a transcript of the gene Sec5, whose product is annotated as exocyst complex component 2. The coding region runs from base 131 to 2557 and encodes 808 amino acids. Gene Ontology annotation, biological process: Golgi to plasma membrane transport; exocytosis. Gene Ontology annotation, cellular component: exocyst. The transcript is spliced from 8 exons. NCBI's taxonomy places the organism in Eukaryota, Metazoa, Arthropoda, Insecta, Diptera, Calliphoridae. The record is from RefSeq and is a predicted model, not a curated record.